AUGCACGAUGGUCGAGAUGACUCCGGCCAAAGGAUUGCUGCGUGCCAGUACCUCGGUGAUCGACUUGCGGAGCUUCCGCAAGCGCACGACUUCGACCAUGGCAGCGUUGACAUCAGACCGGACAAGCUAAGUAGAGACGACAGAGCUGCGCCCGUCGUGGAACUCGAAAGACGUCUAUACAACGACCUACAGACGCGCAAUCCUUCGCUCGAGGCUGCGCUCGAAAUCGCCGCGGAAGCAACGAGGCUUCACCCUUAUUUGCGGAUCGAAUUCGGGCAGCGAGUUGCCGCUGGACAAAUCUGGGACAAUGGCUGUGCAGAGAAUUAUCGCUGCGUUUUGGAAGUUGCGGCACUGUCGACUGUGGACCCUUUCUGGGGCAAGAACGACAAUGUCACGCGGUCUGCACUCAGAAUCAUUGCCAAUGUCUGCGCGGAUAACAAUGUCAACCGCUCGUAUCUGCUGUGGAAAGGCACCAUCAGAGCUUUGAAGCUGAUGACUCUGCAGAAGAGAUGUGUUGACCUGCUUGUGCCUGCCUUAUACAAUGUAUGCACAGGAUACGAUAUCCUGGCUAAGGACGAGGAAGGGCAGGACUUUACAGACUUGACCGCCACUGAGCUUGAGCUGGGCUCGAUAUUGACUUACAACGGAGAUGUAGCAGUCAGGCGGACUCCAGCGCUCCAGGUCUUGCUUGACAUCCGCGAAAAUCUUCCAGCGACCCAACUGAGCCUUCUUGCCAAGUUAUGCGACAUGGCCAGCAAAGUUCCGGUACGGGUGAUGUUUGCCGGAGCCGUUGAUGACGAGACAAUCGAUCAUAUCAGGAGCUUCUUCAUGGACCUCUGCAACGCAGUCGAGUACAUUUGCGCAGCUGACAAAGACUGCGGGAAGGCCAUGGUACAGAUAGCGUUGCGUGUCGCCUCGGGCCAAUUGGAACUUCUGGCCGAAUCGCCUUGGGUGCUGCUUACGCUACGGUCAGUGCUACAGAAUGUAAUAGACGGCAUUGAGGACUCGCACCAGUUGCAAGAAGCAUUCAUGCGCAUGAUCUACGAUGUGUCAGCUCAUCCACAGGUAUUUGGCGAUCUAUUUUUCAGAAACAGAGCCGUGUAUCGAAUGCUGCUUACAGAGCUUGAACAAACCGAUCCAGCUCCAGCUCCAGCUCACUCCUACCGCCUAGCCGCAGCGCUCGUAUUGAUGGCCAACGGCUCCGAUAGUUCAAUCCGCAUGAUGGAGACUCUGAGACGCUGCAAGAGCCUGCCAGACAAGAUCUCUCAAAUAUACGAUGCCAACACAGACGCCGCAAUCCUGCUUCCCGCCAUCGAGCUCGCAGCUCGCGUGGCUCUUAAUCCGCAAGGCCAGAUAUCAUUGCGUGACGCCCACAUGCUCGACCACAUUAGUGCACGACUUGGACGCGCUACUUCAGACGCAAGAGCCCAUCCACCUAGCGUCCUAUCUACACCAUCUCGUGCAACCACGAGACACGUACAGGCUGUCCAGCGCGGGUCCAUCUCCCUCGCACGACUUCUGUUGAAAGCCUCUUGGCCUUCAAAACCGCAAAACCUUGCUGAUCUAAAUGUCCUCGCUGCGCUAACAACAGCAAUAACAGCGCUCGCCGCCACGAGUCGCAGUGCUACGAUACGAUUUGAAGCAGGGUUGUUCUGCGUCGAGCUUCUGCGCCACGUCUCCUCUCCCGAAUCCCAAUUUCCACAGGCCCAACCAGCCACGCCGGACUCUGCAGCGACAUCCCUUCUGGUACCUCAAUCUACCCUCCUUGCCCCAAUUCUCGCCCUCACACUCGACUCAACAUCCCAGCUCACGCGCGCUGCGGGCGUCUUUGGCUUAGCUCUGCUUCUCUCGAUGCGCGCGGAGCCAGCCGAGAAGAAAAGAAUGAUAGAAGGUCUCAUCAAUUCCCGGACAAAGCUGAUGAAGGUCUUUCGCGAUGGCAUCGUUGACCCAUUCUUGCAGCGGAGUAAUGGCGGAAAUGGGAGCGGAGCGGGAGUUGCAUCAAACCCAUCGCAACGGAGGACCGAGGAUGACGAACUCGCGAAUGUGAAUGUCGUCGUUGCGCGGAGUUUGGAGAUACUUCGGGCAGAUCGGAGGACAGGAGAUUUGGAUCUGGGCGGGGCAGAUGAGCUGCGCGGGGCAGAUGAGCUGCGCGGGGCAGAUGAGCUGCGCGAAGCGCUCGUAGAACUGGCGGGGAGGUUAGGUGUUCAAUCCUCCUCCGCCAUACCUAUGCCCACCUUUGUCCAGGGCUGGUCCGACGCCGCCCGGCCCGCCCUAAAGUGGCCUUGGGCCAGUUCGGCACACCUGACGUAA
Molecule: messenger RNA, 2310 nt
Organism: Cyphellophora attinorum
Lineage: Eukaryota; Fungi; Ascomycota; Eurotiomycetes; Chaetothyriales; Cyphellophoraceae
Exons: 1
Coding region: 1-2310 (769 amino acids)
Source: RefSeq, a predicted model, not a curated record